AUGCAAGCGUUCGAUGCCUCAGUGAGAAGGACGAUAACUGGGAUCCCAGUCAGUUUUUGCAAAACACAGGAGGAGCCAGAGCUCACGAAAGUCGAGUCUUUCGCGGACCUUACGCUCGACGACUACACCACCCCAGGGAGGCUCAUCGACUGCGGCUUCAUCCCGCGUUCCUACCAGGGCUUCUGGCCCAACGUGGUGCAGUUCUGCUUCUUCAGUGUCUUAACGAACACCGGGACAACGGUGCAGCUGACGCUCCAGGGUCUCAGCGGGACAUUCAUCGCAACGAUCAACGUGUUCCUCCUCUACGAGCUGUAUCCUCACGGAGGGGCCAUGACGGAGUGUGCGGGGGAUCGGCUCGACAGUGGGCUGUGCGCCAAGGGCGAGAUGAUGUACCAGGAUCCAAACUUCAUACCGGCCGUGGCAUGGGUGGACGCCAUCGGCUUCGCUUUGCUGUGGCUGAUCAGUACUGCGCCCAAGAACAUGGUGAUGUUCUGCCUCUCCUACCACUGGCUGUUCAUGUGCACUUUCAUGGAUCCAUCUGCGGGAACCGUCACUGGAAAGAUUCCAAUGGGCUUCAUG
Molecule: messenger RNA, 579 nt
Organism: Symbiodinium necroappetens
Lineage: Eukaryota; Dinophyceae; Suessiales; Symbiodiniaceae
Source: the annotation of a GenBank genome assembly